Messenger RNA from Lolium rigidum, 810 nucleotides. RefSeq names its product glutathione transferase GST 23-like. Bases 1 to 810 code for a protein of 269 amino acids. The transcript has 2 exons. Gene Ontology annotation, molecular function: glutathione transferase activity. Gene Ontology annotation, biological process: glutathione metabolic process. The record is from RefSeq and is a predicted model, not a curated record. Lineage: Eukaryota; Viridiplantae; Streptophyta; Magnoliopsida; Poales; Poaceae. Gene Ontology annotation, cellular component: cytoplasm.
AUGGAGAAGGCAGCAGCGGAGAACGCGGAGAAGGCGGCGCCGCUGAAGCUGCUGGGGUCGUGGGCGAGCUCGUACACGCACCGCGUGCAGCUUGCGCUGCGGCUCAAGGGCCUUGAGUUCGAGUACGCGGAGGAGGACCUGGGCAGCAAGAGCGACGCGCUGCUGCGCCACAACCCGGUCUACAAGAAGGUCCCCGUGCUGGUCCUCCCCGACGGCCGCGCCCUCGCCGAGUCCGCCAUCAUCCUCCACUACCUCGACGACGCCUUCCCGGCCGCCCGCCAGCUCCUCCCCGCCGACCCCUUCGACCGCGCCGUCGCACGCUUCUGGUGCCACUUCAGCGACGACAAGCUUGGUCCGGCGGUGGGGGCGGUGUUCGCGUCGACGGGCGAGGAGCAGGAGGCGGCGGUGCGGCAGGUGCACGAGAACCUGGCGCUGCUGGAGGCGGAGCUGCGGGAGGGCGCGUUCAAGGGCCGCCGCUUCUUCGGCGGCGACGAGGUGGGGUUCCUCGACGUCGUCCUGGGCUGCGGCUCCUACUGGCUGGCCGUCUUCGAGGAGGUGACCGGCGUGCAGCUGGUGGACGCCGACGCGUUCCCGCUCUUCCACGCCUGGCUGCGCGACUUCGAGGCGCAGGAGGAGGUCAGGGAGACCAUCCCCUCCGUCGACCGCCUCCUCGACUACGCGCGCGGCCUCCGCCAGAUGCUGCUCGCCAUGGCCGCAGGCGCCGGCGCUCCGGCCGACGCCCCAACCGCAGCUCCGCCCUCCGCGGCGCCGCCGGCCCCCGCCACGGCUGACAUCGCCGUCGACAUAUGA